AAUUACUAUGUCAGUCGGGAAGUCAGAGUCCCUGCUACGUCGAGAUGCUCGGGCGUUCUGUAACAAGAGUAAUCAGCGAACAAUCUGGGAAGCCCGACGUGACGAACGUCGUACGAACCAACAACUCGAACGAGAAUUGCGUCACAUUGAACGAUCGAAGUCUUAUCGAGAGCGUGAAUUAGAUCGCGACCAGGUCAAGUUUUUGAAUAAUUUCGUGGAGAUCUUCCAGAGGCAAUGCGACAUCGUCGCGCAGAGGAAGUCACACCCGGUUGACAUCGAAACGAUUCACCGAGACGAGCAUGAAGAUGAACCAAGUCAAUACGAUACCUACGAUGAGUAUCUGGAUGGUGGACCGGAUACCAUGACCAUCACUACGUCAGAUCAAGCAACGACAGAAGCAGCUACAUCUGGUGUCCAGGAUAAAUCAGAGGAGAACCCUGAGAUACUAUUGGUGGCAGAGAUGAAUCGACGAAAGCUACGGCUUCACAGGGAUUCUCUUCUCCCCAUAAUAUAUUCUCCAUGUCUGUCCGAAGACUCGACACCCAAGUAUUCUAGUCGUCCAAAUUCGCCAAGGCCCCAGGUGAUAAGUCCAUCCGAAGCCCACUUUAGUAUGUCCGAGCAGGAUUCAGAAGCUAAAAAGUCAGAAGAAAAGAUCAUUUCUGAGAGAACGAGUCCUGAUCAUGAUUCUCCACGAAGUGCAGCCAAUCAGAGUCCUCCUCGAGAUAUCAAAGUUAACGUAUCUGCACCAGUAUACCGCAGAAGACUUAGUCCUCUGAAUCGGUUUAAGAUCCCAGAAUCUCACUUCCGAGCGGAGAGUCCAUCUAGCAAAAACUCUACAGUCUACGUCAACGAUGUCCCGGAUUUGGGUGGUUCAGUCCGAGGUGAUCGACUCCAUCGGCGCGGAAGAAAACCUCUCCCUCCUACAUACAAAUCCAAACUGAGAUCGUCCAAAAUGGGGCACAGGAGCCAGCUGGAUUCACAGAAGAAGCGCCGUGGUUCAACAGCGGAAGGAAACGGUGGGGCACCAAUGGAUGAGAUGGCUCUUAAUACCAAGUUCAUGCUAGAAUUCGAGGAGGCAAGUAGAAAUGCUUUGGAUCCUUACGCCAGUGGGGCGGACAUCGAGUCAAUCAGAAAGCAGUUCUUGGUAAAUACGUUGGCAAAGAAGCUUAAGAUCAGUGCUCUUCGCAGCGGACAUUUUGCAGAGCUGGAUGAUAUCCGCAAGAAGAUUGAGCGCCGAAGAAAAUGCGUGGAAGAGAUUUUGGAAUCCAAGAGGAAAGCGAGGAUGAUAGCCAAAGCGAAAGAGAUGAAGGAAAACGGGGAAGAUGACACGGAGUCGAAUCAGGAGCAGAACGCGGAAUAGACAGACUUUGAAUUAGUAUAUUUGAAAAAAAAGUGUAUCAUGGCAUGAUAGAAUGUAUAUCA
Molecule: messenger RNA, 1422 nt
Organism: Lytechinus variegatus (green sea urchin)
Lineage: Eukaryota; Metazoa; Echinodermata; Echinoidea; Temnopleuroida; Toxopneustidae
Exons: 1
Coding region: 8-1360 (450 amino acids)
Source: RefSeq, a predicted model, not a curated record